Molecule: messenger RNA, 1839 nt
Organism: Morchella sextelata
Lineage: Eukaryota; Fungi; Ascomycota; Pezizomycetes; Pezizales; Morchellaceae
Exons: 2
Coding region: 1-1839 (612 amino acids)
Source: RefSeq, a predicted model, not a curated record
AUGGCCAGCACAGAAACAGAGACCGAAACCACCUCCGCCACAGCAACAGCAACAACGACCACCUCCACCUCCACCGGCACCGGCACCGCUACAAUGCCCCGCUCCCGCCAGCACCUCCCCUCCCUGCACGACCUCAUGAGCGCCGCCGCCGACGACGACGACGCCACCCCGCGAGGAGCCCGCCGCAAGUCCGAGUUUGAGAUCUACCGCGACGGCAAGGGGCCAGCAGCAGCUACCAGGACCUCGAGCACGGGCACGGGCACGAGGGCAUCGCCGGGCACGCAGCUGCACCGCGAGCGGCGCAUGCGCGAGAAGGAGCUGCGCGCGCUGGAGGAGGAGUAUCUUGGCGGCCGGAGGGGGGGGACGAGCGUGAUUGAGGAGGUGACGGAGGAGACGGAUGAAGAGGGGGGGGGCAUGGCGGACGCACCCCGCCCCCGCCCCCGCCCCCGCCGCAACACAAAGCCCUCCGCAAGCAGCAUCCUCUCGCACGGCCACCCGGACCCAGAGUUAACGCCGCUGCCCGCCCCGCCGCUGUCCCGCCUGCACAAGAGGUUCGCCACAGGCACCACGCCGUCGCCCGUCGUCCACAGGGCCGCCACUGCACCCCCGCGACGCCCCAGCAAGCUCUCGCCCACCCCCGUGCUCGCCCCCGCGCCCGCAGACCCCGACGUCUCGCCGCUCGAACACAUGCGGCACCUACGCCUCCAAUUCGAGGCCCUCCUUCCCCCCGCGCACUCCCCCACCCCAGCGCCCGCAAGCCCCAAGCCCCCCCGCCGCGCCGCCAGCAGCAAGCCCACCACCACCGCCGACCUCAUCGCGCACUACACCUUCACCCUCUCGCACCUCCCCGCGCUCACCCACCACUCCCGCACCGCCACACUAACGCUCACGCCCACGUCCCCCUCCACGCCCGGACACCUGACCCUCAACCUCCGCCCCGCCGCCACGCUGCGCGGCAGCUCCCACCACACAUACACCAUCCCGCCGCACGGGCGGCCCAUCACCAUCACCACCACCACCGCCGGCCCCUCACCCACCACGCGCACGUACGCGCUCGCCGACCUGCCGCUGAAGCACCUGCCGGCGCUGCGGUACGCGAAGGCCUUUGUGGGCCUCGUGCAGCGGUCGACGCUUGUGGGGCGCGUCGAGGCGCGCGAGAAGCAUGGCGGCGGCGGCGUGUGGGUCGGGCGGCGCUGGGCCGAUGGGCGCUUCGAGGCGGCGCGCGAGGGCGGCGGGGGGGAGGAGGUGCUGGUGCGCAUUGACGGCGCGAGGGGGGAGCGCGUGCGUGUGUGGGUUGGCGGGCGGAGGGUGCGCGAUGUGGGUGCCGUGCGGUGGGAGGGGGUGGUGGAUCGGGCGCAGAGGAUGUGGAGUGCGUGUUGGCGGGUGCUGGAGGAGGAGGAGGAGGAGGAGGAGGAGGAGGAGGAGGGCGCGGGGGUGGUGGAGGAGGAGGAGCACAGUGCUGCUUCGACGGUGACGCCGCCGGUGAAGGCGCCACGGACUCACACUCACACCCGACCUGACCCAGCACCGCAGGCAGCAGCAGCAGCAGCAGCGGCGGCGGCGGCGGCGGCGCACAGUAAAUACAUCCCCUUCCCCAUCGACGUGGCCACGACAUUUGUCCCCACCAUCGGCUGGUGCCGCCGCGACAAGCACACGGGCUGGUGGAGCAUGCUCUUCCUCGACGGCGUGCGGCUGGAGAUUGACCCUGUGAGCGGCGACGCCGUGUGGACCGACAAGCUCGACGGCAGCGAGGGGGAGCAGAGGAGGGUGCUGAAGGGCGGCAUGGGCAUGCGGGAGGUGCGCGAGAGGGUGAGGAGGUUUGUCGAGAGGGGGUUGUAG